This is a messenger RNA of Cladophialophora immunda, 1747 nucleotides long. RefSeq lists its product as uncharacterized. Gene Ontology annotation, cellular component: membrane. Gene Ontology annotation, biological process: transmembrane transport; carbohydrate transport. Bases 1 to 1593 code for a protein of 530 amino acids. The record is from RefSeq and is a predicted model, not a curated record. Lineage: Eukaryota; Fungi; Ascomycota; Eurotiomycetes; Chaetothyriales; Herpotrichiellaceae. The transcript has 6 exons. Gene Ontology annotation, molecular function: carbohydrate:proton symporter activity.
AUGGCUUCUGUCGAGGCGACAAAGCCACAUUUCAGCUGGCGAAAUUUUCUCAUGUGUUUUCUGAUCUCAUUCGGUGUUGUUGGUUUCGGAUAUCCCUCAGCAAUGAUUGCCCCCAUGCUUGCCAAACCCUCAUUUCUCGAAUUCACUGGCCUCGGUGACGAAAACGGUAUACACAAGGGCAAAACAUCGCUCGUAGGAGCUCUUGGAGGAAUCUUUCAGGCCGGUGCGGUCUUCGGAGUGAUAUUGAGCACACAAAUCACAGAUCGCUACGGAAGGAAGGCAGCCAUGUUAUACUGCAUCUUUUGGUCCCUCGUCGGCGGUAUCGGCAUCACGGCCGCUCCGAAUCUGGCCACCAUCCUUGUGUUUCGCUUCUUUUCGGGGAUGGGUAGCUGGGGAUUUCUGACCGUUGCUCCCACAUACACUGCCGAGCUCUCCAUCCCCGCCUACCGAGGACUCACUGCUGGCAUGUGUGGCGUGAUGCUGGGUUUGGGCUACGCGACCGCCUCAUAUUUCGGUCUAGCGUUUCAUUACACAGAAAAUACAGUGGCGCAGUGGCGCGCCCCAGCCGGCCUCAGUCUCCUCUGGCCGAUGAUUUCCCUGGUUACUCUCCCGUUCAUUCCCGAGUCGCCACGAUUCCUUUUGAUGAGGGGCAAAGUCGAAGAAGCAUGGAAGACAGUCGCCAAACUUCAUUCCUCUAAAGACGGCUCAGAUCAGACGUAUGCUCGAGAAGAGUUUUACCAGAUGAAGAUGCAAGCACAACACGAUCAGAAACAAGACAGCAGCUGGAAAGCCCUAUUUUCGAAAGCGUACAGAAAGCGCGUGAUAAUAGGCUGUGGACUUUCAUUCCUAGGACAGAGCACAGCUGUUCUUGUUAUCCAGAACUAUGCCCCCAUCUUUUAUGCAGCGCUGGGCUUCAAUUCGAAGCAGCAGAUUAUCAUUCAGUCCGGAAGGGAUUCGAUCGCAUUUGUAGGCAAUCUGGUGGGCGCGUUUCUCCUGGACCGCCUUGGACGGCGACUGAUGUUGCUUACUGGAUUGGCUGGUUGUAUUAUCUGUGUCGCCAUCAAUGCCGCAAUGGUCGCAGAGUACAGCGGCACAAACAAUGACGCUGGUUUGGCAGUCGGCCUCGCAUCACUCUUCGUUUACUUGUGCUUCUAUGCUAGCUGCUACGACGCACCCCUGCUUGUUGUUCUUGGAGAAAUAUUUCCCAACCACGUUCGAGCAAAAGGAGUCGCCUUGUCGAUUGCUACUGUUGCCGCCAGUGAUAUCCUCUACUUACAGGUGGCUCCCUAUGCAUUUGCGGCCGUUGGAUGGAAGUUCUUCGUGCUCUUCAUUUGUGUUUCGGCAGUUGGCUGGGUCUGGGUGUGGUUCCAGCUUCCUGAAACCAAAGGGGUGCCUUUAGAAGAGAUGGCAGACCUCUUCGGAGACAAAACGGAGGUCAUGGUGCAUCUUGCUGACGUUCACCUUGACUCUUCCAUGUUAGACCUCUCGACUAAGAAACAAGACAACGCGGAUACAACCAGCCCUAACGAGCUCGAGAAAAGAGAACCUGCAAACUUUCAUGUUGAGAGUGUCAGCUCGAUCAAGGGCCAUUGAAAUGGCAUCUUGUCGUUUAAGUCUUCACACAGCGGAUCUAGAGACUUGGGGAACUGCGCAUAUAGCAAGAAUGACCCGUUGUCCUCUCACAAGUCUCGGGAGAUCAGCGCUACAGUAGAUAGAGGCAAACCAAAAUGCUUUAUCCUCAGAGCAC